Molecule: messenger RNA, 1848 nt
Organism: Austrofundulus limnaeus
Lineage: Eukaryota; Metazoa; Chordata; Actinopteri; Cyprinodontiformes; Rivulidae
Gene: lmo2
Product: LIM domain only 2 (rhombotin-like 1)
Exons: 3
Coding region: 614-1096 (160 amino acids)
Biological process (GO): positive regulation of transcription by RNA polymerase II
Cellular component (GO): nucleus
Molecular function (GO): transcription coactivator activity; DNA-binding transcription factor binding
Source: RefSeq, a predicted model, not a curated record
ACAAAACAAGUCUUGAACUGGUCGUGCUGGUUUAUCUCCUGUCCCAUCAGCUGCUCUCCUGAGCCCAUUAGUCUCUCAGUCACGACCCCGCUGCUCGGCUGUCGCUUUAAGACCCAUUUCCCCUCAUUGUCAAGCAGUCGUGAACAGGAAGAGGGAAACGAAAGCGGAGAGCGGCCAAGAAGAAGAAGAAGGGCCCCUGACGUAUUUAAACACGAUGCUGCCGCUGCUGCUCGGCGGCUUCACGUGGAGGAGUCGAUCCGCCGCGCGCUGCGUCCAACCCGGGGCUCGGACACGGACAUCCUCGCUGCUGGGCUUCUGAUCGGACCCAUGCGGUCUGCGCAGGGUCUGCCGUCCCCGUUUUGGACCCGAAAGGCAUGAGAGUGUCACCGCGGGUUACUACUAACGCCUCAGGAAACGAUGACAGGCUGAGUCCUCCUCCUGCGCCUGGCUGCUUAGAUUCAUGCUCUCCUUCUGCGGACACUCGUUUCCACAGCUGCUUUGUUUUAUUUUCUAUUAAACUUUGACACCAAAGCUCUUUCUGAAACGCAUUUUGACCGGGAUCUGAGGCGUACAGGAGGAGCAGGUGCAUUGACGCCUGUCUGCAGAGUCAAGGAUGACAUCUACCAUAGAGAGAAAAACACUGGAAGCCAAUGAGGAGCCGGUGGACGAGGUCCUCCAGAUGCCCCCGUCCCUGCUGACAUGUGGUGGGUGUCAGCAGAGCAUCGGCGACAGGUUCUUCCUGAAGGCCAUCGAGCAGUACUGGCACGAGGACUGCCUGAGCUGCGACCUGUGUGGCUGUCGGCUGGGCGAGGUGGGCCGUCGCCUCUACUACAAGCUGGGAAGAAAACUCUGUCGGCGAGAUUAUCUUAGGCUUUUCGGUCAGGACGGCCUCUGCGCUUCCUGUGAGAAGAGGAUCCGGGCGUUUGAGAUGACCAUGCGCGUGCGGGACAAGGUUUACCAUCUGGAGUGCUUCAAGUGCGCCGCCUGCCAGAAGCAUUUCUGCGUGGGUGAUCGCUACCUUCUCAUCAACUCGGACAUCGUGUGCGAGCAGGACAUCUUCGAGUGGACCAAGCUCAACGGCAGCAGCAUGGUGUAGGAUCUUCUCUGGCUUCGAAAGAAAUGGAGCUCGGUGAACAGCUGACUUUGUGAUGCACAACAUACGAAGUCAGAGUGAACACUUGGAGAGAAGUUGUUGAAGACUGCACCAGAAACUGUUUCUUUUUCAAAGCUUCCUUCACUAAAAGAUAAAAAAAGUGCAACAUUAGUAAGCUGCAUGCACUGGAAAGUUUUGUAGAUUUACACACUUUAAGCAUCCUUCUAGUUUCUUCCAGUCAAACACUGUUGCAAAAACUCCAAGACUGUUCUGCAGUAAGAAUAUACAUGUUUCUUUUAAAGACUUAUUGUUUUAAAAUAAUGUUGACCUUAAUAUGGAGUACAUCGGAAUUGUCUGAAGGAAAAUCUCCGGUUAAAUCCAUUAUUCUUUAUUUUCUAAUAUUCAGCUGACCUACUUUCACUAAUAAUUCAUAAAAUACACCACAAUGAUUUCAUUUUGCCACUUUAACCCCUUAAUGCCGAUAGAUUUGAGUACAGAGCCUCACAUUAGGCUUAUAUUGUGUUAACUUAAAGUUUGUUAAAAGGUCCUCUUUAGGAUGGAUGUUGUUGUCAGGCUGAACCAGCUGCGCCCUCUAGUGGUUGAGAGGACUCAUGCAAUACAGAUUUCACUGAUGCUCAAUGUGUAGUUUCCUCUGAAUUUUUUUUUAAUAUCAGUCAUUCUCAGAACAUGCUCUCUUACCUUUUUGGAUAUUUGCUGGUCAUUAUGUUUAAUAAAUGACAGUUUAGACAAAUGUU